This is a messenger RNA of Solanum tuberosum (potato), 853 nucleotides long. Its product is annotated as ubiquitin-conjugating enzyme E2 36-like. The coding region runs from base 128 to 589 and encodes 153 amino acids. The transcript is spliced from 8 exons. The record is from RefSeq and is a predicted model, not a curated record. Lineage: Eukaryota; Viridiplantae; Streptophyta; Magnoliopsida; Solanales; Solanaceae.
UUUUAGUGAGAGAAACAGUGCUUCUGAAACUCUCAAUCCAUUUUUUCUACUUUCUCUCUCUCUAGAAAAAGUGCAUUUUAGCUUAAAUUUUCUGCGAACAAUUUUUUUUUUCAUCGAUUCAAUUUCAAUGGCUAACAGCAAUCUUCCUCGAAGAAUUAUCAAGGAAACUCAGCGUCUUCUAAGUGAACCUGCACCAGGAAUAAGUGCUUCUCCCUCAGAAGAAAAUAUGCGAUAUUUUAAUGUCAUGAUUCUUGGUCCAACACAGUCUCCGUAUGAAGGAGGUGUUUUCAAACUGGAACUCUUUUUGCCUGAAGAGUACCCAAUGGCCGCGCCAAAGGUUCGAUUCCUCACCAAAAUCUAUCAUCCGAAUAUUGAUAAGCUUGGAAGGAUAUGCCUUGAUAUUCUCAAGGACAAGUGGAGUCCUGCUCUUCAGAUUCGUACCGUUCUUUUGAGCAUUCAAGCACUUUUGAGUGCUCCAAAUCCAGAUGAUCCACUCUCUGAGAACAUUGCAAAGCACUGGAAGUCAAACGAGGCUGAAGCUGUUGAAACGGCUAAAGAAUGGGCGCGUCUUUAUGCAAGUGGUGCCUGAAGACCAUAAUUAAGUGAUUUUCUAACGGAAAAAAAAACCCCGUGGAAUGUUAUUGAUCCACUGUUUAAUCCGAAUGGGACUUGGGAGGACUGAAGCUGAAUGCUUCAAAUUACCCAUCUAGAAUUGUUGCCCUGUCCUUGAAAUUGUACAAUUGAACGAUGUACCUUUUUUUCAAGUUGAAUUGGUCUUUACUACUAUAUCAGAAACGGUACUAAAGUAUUAUCUCACAGAACACUGAAUUGGAGGACAACGUUUGUUGUGCGA